Venturia canescens is the source of this 3069-nucleotide messenger RNA. Its product is annotated as fanconi-associated nuclease 1-like. Gene Ontology annotation, biological process: interstrand cross-link repair. Bases 581 to 2863 code for a protein of 760 amino acids. Gene Ontology annotation, molecular function: 5'-3' exonuclease activity; flap-structured DNA binding; 5'-flap endonuclease activity. The record is from RefSeq and is a predicted model, not a curated record. NCBI's taxonomy places the organism in Eukaryota, Metazoa, Arthropoda, Insecta, Hymenoptera, Ichneumonidae. Gene Ontology annotation, cellular component: nucleus. The transcript has a single exon.
AUACAUUCGAAAAUUAAUUGUCGAGUUCUUUAAUGAAAACAUGUACGAUGGAUGUGGCAGCGUUGAAUAAUACAAACAAUGAAUUUUCUUGAAAGAAAGCAUCAUCCUAAAUACAACAGCAAAAAGAGCGUCGUGAAAAAAACGUUUUUGUAUAGACACAGUAUAAUUCGCGAGAAAAAAGUUACCCGUUGACGUUUUCCUCUCAUUAUUCGAAGUAUUUCUCUACCGUUAAUUGUAAGAACUCAAAUCUGUGUCGGAAUAAGUAUAAGAAAAAAUUGAACUAUACCGCCGUGGAGAGAAGCAUAUAACCGUCGUUUUCUACCAUUCUUAUUGCACGCACUCAUGCAAACAAUAGAGCGUCCGCAACUGUCAAACCGGUGUGUAAACAAACAAGCACGAUCUUCUUUCAUGAAUUAAUAUAAGUGAAUAAAAGUAAUUAGUCAAUGGGAAUGCCACUAAAAUACGUGUAUAAUUAUCAUCUCGUACGCUUAAACGAAUGAAUAAAAGUAGUACGAAGUGAAUUCGAAAACGGCUGAUAUGGAGCGCGCGUAUGAAUAACCUUCAAGGGCGCCGGUGAAUUAUGAAUUCGGAAAGUUCCUCUGCCUUCGCGAUGGCCAAAACGAAAGAAAAUACUAGGAAAUUUCCCGAAGUUUUGAAAACUCCAACAAAGAGAAGAAAAAUAUCGUCAAGCCCGGAUCAAUCGCCGCGAAAAUCACCUAAGAAAUCACCGAGAAAGUUAUUAGAGGAUGAAGAGCUGAAUGAAAAUUUAGUGUUUCGGGCUCUAGAAAACCUGAAUUUGGCUCGAGAAGGCAUGAUUCCCACAGAAUUUGACUUGGAAUCGCAUUACAGAGAGAAAAAGUUUGAGAUCGAGUGCCAUAACUCGACGAAGGAACCCUCGAAAAAGUAUGAUAGCGGUGCGGUAAAAGUACCGAAAGAUACUAAUGGUAAUCUUUUUAUAACGGCACUGUUAAAAGUUUUUUCUGAAGCUGUAAACUGCGGAUAUUUCAACUCGGAAGAAUUGGAUGCUGUAUUCUCAUUGUUGUCCUUAAGCUCGGGAGCGCAAUCGCUAUUGGCGAGGCUGUCAAAGCGUAAGCGGGGUUGGCACAAGGUUGAGUCGAUAAAAUAUCCCGAAAUCGCCGACGACUUGAUCCCUUUUUUUCGAGAGCUUGUUAAAUCAAAAUUUCUUGACGACGAUACGAAAAACGAGGCAGUGACAACUUUACUGGGUCUUUUAUCUCUCGAAGAAAUUAGGACUAUCUGCAAAACUGCCAAGGUUAAUCACAAAGGUGCCAAACCUGCACUUGUUGAAGAACUCGUCAAAUUGUCCAACAAAAAAAAAUCUCUGUUCCCUGGCAUGAAAAGUCCUGGUUCCGUGCUCCUGGAAAAAAUUGCUGCAGCUGUGGGCUAUUGUGUGCGUGUUACAGAUCGGUCAUUCAAUCUCCUGGAUCGGAUGUUGAUCCUCUUGAUGCCGAAUCAAGAUCCCAAGGAGCACACGACUGAUGCUUUCCGCAUACUUGCUGAAGUUAAAUUCGGGGAUAGAGUAUACCCACCUGUUUCUAGAGAACGUUUUCCAAUUUUCAGAAACAGGGAACAUCUUUUGAAAUACUCUGAGGCAAGAGAAGCUCUGAGAAAGCUUUAUAGUGCUGUGGAAUCAAAAGACUGGAAUACAGUGUGUGACUUAGGCCGAUUAGCACAAGAUCGGUUGAGCCCGCUUUUCCAAAAAGAAGAGUCGACUCAGCCUAAAAAAUCUUCAUUGCCCUCUCACAUAAAGCACUUUGAGGUGAACUAUGUCUGGGCUAAAGUGCUGUCAAAAAGUGUGGAGGGCUUCAAAAAAACACCAGAGGGGAUUGAAGUUGCUGCACAAAUUCUUCGUUCUCUGUUAAAACGAAACAAUGAAUUUCUUGGCAAUCCCACUCGCUGGUACACCGAACUUGCUCUUAUAGAAAUGCACCACAGAAAAAACCUAGAGGCCAGUGCUGAAAUAACAGUGGAAGGGUUACAGAGGGAAAGACUUUCAGACACUGACAGAGCACAAUUGUCAGAAAGAGCAAGGAAGAUUUUAGCAAGAAAGACAAAUAUUAGUGCAGCAACAAAAGAAAAAUUGAUGGAAGUUUCAAAACCGAGUACAGAUGUUCUCUUGCCCAUCGCUAGCCCUGUGGAAAAUGUAAUCGAAGCCAGAAUGGUCCAGGGCAACACCACCGGCUCCAAGAGCACAUGGUCCGUAGGUAUAGGUGGCACAGAUGUCGGAUAUCUUCGGGUAGAGCAAGUCGCACUCCUUCAUUACACAGGAAAAGGCUUCAACGGAGGCUUGCACUGCGAAGGUGCUCUCCCCAUCACUCUCUUUGCAACUCUCUUGUGGAACGAAAUUUAUGGAAUCCCUGUACCAGGAGCUUUUGUCUCAUGCUAUCAGGAAGCUCCUCUUGAUCUCUACGGCUCUCAUUUCUUUGAGAACCGGCGAGAAGAAAUCGAAAACAAACUUCACCUCAUGAGAGAUCUUCAGCUGGAAGAUCUCUGUGAAAUAAUGAGCGAAGAUUUUUCCCAAAAUCGACACUACACAUCUCUUAUGCAUGGAAACCUCUUCGAAGAUCCCAACGACUUCAAAGACUUUGUUCAAUGCUUGGGAAAAAAUGGCAUCAUCGGAAUUUGCGAAAGAUUAGCCAGCAAUUACAGCCAAUGGAAAUCUGGAUUUCCAGAUCUCGCCGUCUGGGAUCGCGUCAAUAAAAAAUGCAAGUUCGUCGAGGUCAAAGGUCCUGGAGACUCUUUGUCUAUCAAACAAAAACUGUGGAUACAGUUCUUGGAGAGCCUAGAAGUUGGUGUCGAAGUCUGCAUCGUUCAAGGAACCACGAGAAAAUAUUUUACCUGAAUGAACUUUUUUCAAUUUUCAAUUCAUUAUAAAAUAGUUCCUAAUCCUCCAAUAUUAAGCUUGAUUCUCAGUGAGGUAUAAAACCAGAAAAAAUCCUACAUUAUUGGCUGGAUCGUUAAUACAAUAAUUCAUGGAUCGAGUAAUCAUAAACUAUUAAUUUAUACAGAUUUAUAUGCUCAAAUAAAAACGAAAUAAUUCCAACAUGA